AAAGGUAUAAAAGGAAUGGCGACAGACCAUUGUCCUAACAGAAACAAUAUGAAGUUCUUGAUAACUUUAAUAAUAGUUCUCUGUUGUACUCUCUGUUGGGCUGAUGAUGGUAGUGUUGUUGAUGAAAAAUAUGGUGACGAUGAUAUGAAAGAACAAAGCGACUCGGAAAUAAAUGUGAAGAAACGUCAUAUUUCAUUUCAACCUGUAAGAAAUACAUUUGGAUACAUUAAGAGACCUAGACCGAUGAUGAUAGGACGUAAUCCAUUCUUAGCAAGAAUUAUGUCACGUCCCUCUAAUCGUCCAAAAUUUUAUAUGCCUUCAAGAUAUAAUAAUCCAUAUUCAAGAUAUAAUAAUCCAUAUUCAAGAUAUAAUAAUCCAUUUUCAAGAUAUAAUAAUCCAUAUUCAAGAUAUAAUAAUCCAUUUUCAAGAUAUAAUGAUCCUUUCUCAAGAUAUAAUAAUCCAAAUUCAAGAUGUAAUAAUCCUUAUUCAAGAUGUAAUCCCUCUCCAAGAUAUUAUAAUCGACCUACAAGACAUUUUUCUAGAUUUCCUCAAUAAUAAGGAUCCUCAUAUAAUGAUGCACCUCAUUGAUUGAACAACAAAGUCUUUUAUCUUCCGAAUUCAAGAGGUUAUAAAUGAUUUAACAGCAUUCGUGCUUAAUGUAAAACCUUUACUUGCUUGUUUUCUCCUUUAUUUACAUAAAAUUUAAUCAUUCUUCAAUUUAAUUUCUUCAAUGGGCAUAAGUUGAACAAUUUAUUAAUUACAGAGAUUGAAGAAGAAGCAAUGAAAGAUAGUAAAACAUUUAUUUUCCAUUUAAAAAUUAUGUGUAUAAGAGGAAGAAAACAAGUAAAUAAUUAAAUAAUGUAAUAAUUAAGGUGAAAAGAAAUUUCAUA
Molecule: messenger RNA, 890 nt
Organism: Centruroides sculpturatus (bark scorpion)
Lineage: Eukaryota; Metazoa; Arthropoda; Arachnida; Scorpiones; Buthidae
Exons: 3
Coding region: 16-555 (179 amino acids)
Source: RefSeq, a predicted model, not a curated record